Daucus carota subsp. sativus is the source of this 2431-nucleotide messenger RNA. RefSeq names its product DEAD-box ATP-dependent RNA helicase 20. The coding region runs from base 177 to 2153 and encodes 658 amino acids. The record is from RefSeq and is a predicted model, not a curated record. The transcript has 10 exons. Lineage: Eukaryota; Viridiplantae; Streptophyta; Magnoliopsida; Apiales; Apiaceae. Gene Ontology annotation, molecular function: RNA helicase activity; ATP binding; RNA binding.
GAACCUCAAGAAACCCACCGACCCGUUACCAUCGCGGAACUCUUUUAUGCCUGACAGCUUUACUACAAUAGUCGAAACCAAACAAUUGAAGUCCUUUGGUUUUAUAUUACACAUCUUAAAGAACCAAAGCAAACCCUAGUUGUUUUGUAUAUCAAAAUUUAAUCAAGUCUUUAAUUAUGAACCCUUACGACUCCAGAUUUGCCGACCCUUCUUCCUAUCGUCCACGUCGAAGUGAUUUGAUUGGGCCACCUUCUCCGAUGAUACCGCCUAUGAUGGGUGGCGGAGUGCCAGAUUUUAAUCGUGGGGGUCCAUCUUCAUAUGGUAUGCCACCUCCUCUUAUGGGUGGUGGAUCUGGUAGAGGGGGUGGUUUUAAUGGCUACCCACCUUUCCAGCCUAGUGUUGGAAGUGGGUUCGAUAUUGGGCGAGGUGGUGGCGACAGUAGAGGAAGAGGGUUUGGUAAUCGGGGUGGUGGAGGUUUUGGUGGUAGGAUGAGCAGUGGAGGUCCUGGGACACAUAGAGGAGGUCGAAGUUAUGAUAGUGGAGGGAGGGGUUAUGAACCAGGUCAUGGAAUAAGUAGAGGUGGGAGUUUUAGCGGAAGGGGUGGAGGAAGAAGUGCUGAUGGUGGAAGAGGUUUUGGCGGGGGCAGAGGUGGUGGGGGUGGAAGAGGUUUUGAUGUAGGCCGUGGGAGGGGUGGUAGACAUGAUGGUGGGUCAAGGGGGGAUCUAGACAAUAUUUCUCUUCCAAGACAAGAUUUUGGAAACUUGGUCCCUUUUAAGAAAGAUUUUUAUGAGGAGAGUUUAUCUGUGAGAGCAAUGACUGAGCAGGAGGUUGCGGUUUAUCGUGCACGACGGGAUAUAUCAGUGGAAGGCUAUGAUGUGCCCCGGCCCAUCCGGACAUUUAUGGAAGCAAAUUUUCCGGCUUAUUCGCUUGAGGUCUUUACAAGACUGGGAUUCGUCGAGCCAACACCAAUUCAAUCUCAAGGGUGGCCAAUGGCUUUAAAGGGAAGAGACCUGAUUGGUAUCGCAGAGACUGGUUCUGGAAAAACUCUGGCAUAUCUGAUGCCUGCUCUAAUUCAUGUUAGUGCACAGCCUCGUCUAGCCCAAGGUGAAGGCCCCAUUGUACUAGUAUUAGCUCCUACCAGAGAAUUGGCUGUUCAGAUUCAACAAGAAGCUACCAAGUUUGGAGCACGCGCAAACAUUAGAUGUACCUGCAUAUAUGGUGGUGCCCCGAAAGGACCACAGAUCCGUGAUCUGCAAAGAGGUGUUGAAAUUGUUAUUGCUACUCCUGGUAGACUGAUAGAUAUUCUAGAAGCUCAGCACACAAACUUGAAAAGAGUAACCUACCUUGUGUUGGAUGAGGCUGAUCGAAUGUUGGACAUGGGAUUUGAACCUCAAAUACGUAAAAUUAUUGCCCAGAUCCGACCUGACAGACAAACAUUGUAUUGGAGUGCUACUUGGCCAAAAGAAGUGGAGACAUUAGCGAGGCAGUUCUUAUGUAAUCCAUAUAAGGUAAUAAUUGGUUCCCCUGUCUUGAAAGCAAAUCAAUCAAUAAAACAAGUUAUUGAAGUGGUAACAGAAGUGGAGAAGUACAACAGGUUAAUCAGACUUCUGAGAGAAGUUAUGGAUGGAAGCCGGAUAUUAAUAUUUGUGGAGACGAAAAAGGGUUGUGAUCACGUCACAAAGUCUCUGAGAAUGGAUGGAUGGCCAGCUUUAUCCAUCCAUGGUGAUAAAAGCCAGGAUGAACGGGAUUGGGUCCUAGCUGAGUUUAAAAGUGGCAGGAGUCUUAUAAUGACUGCCACUGAUGUUGCUGCACGGGGUCUUGAUGUGAAAGACAUAAAAUGUGUAAUCAACUAUGAUUUUCCUUCAAGUCUCGAGGAUUAUGUGCAUAGAAUUGGCCGAACUGGUCGAGCAGGAGCUAAGGGAACAGCCUAUUCAUUUUUUACACAUUCAAAUGCCAAACAUGCUAGGGAUCUAAUUAAGAUCCUGCAAGAAGCAGGGCAAGUUGUUCCUGUUUCUUUGUCAUCAUUAGCUCGAUCAUCUGGUGGACAUGGAGGUGGAGGUAAUUUCCGUAACAGAGGGCGAGGAGGCUAUAAUAAUCGAGGUCAGAUAUCUGGAUCAAAUGCCAUCCCAAUUGGGGGGAAAAUGCAAUGGUAGUUUUGCACCAGAAAUGUUGUAACCUUUUCUCCAAUUUAAGGCAAGAAGGUUCACUAUGGAGAACAAUUUAAUUGAAGUGAAAUAGAUAUGUGUGGGGUUGCCUUUUUUAGGAAGUGUAGUACCAGAAGGUACUAAAGUAGAGUACAUGUGUAGUUAAUUUUCUUUACUUCAUACAUUGCAUAUAUGGGACUUGAAUCUCUAGAUGAUAGAUCUGACCUGAAACUAAAAUGCUGUUGUAUCAAUACUUUGUAUUUUAUGUAACUAUAUUAUUUGCUACA